Messenger RNA from Ruditapes philippinarum (Manila clam), 3826 nucleotides. RefSeq names its product arginine and glutamate-rich protein 1-like. Gene Ontology annotation, molecular function: cadherin binding. Gene Ontology annotation, cellular component: nucleoplasm; mitochondrion. The coding region runs from base 108 to 863 and encodes 251 amino acids. The transcript is spliced from 5 exons. The record is from RefSeq and is a predicted model, not a curated record. Lineage: Eukaryota; Metazoa; Mollusca; Bivalvia; Venerida; Veneridae.
UUAUGGAUUUGUUUGCCCUGACGUCAUCGGACGGCCAUAUUUUGCUGAGAGAGGGUAAACGUCGAAGUUUGUUGUCACCUCAUACAAAUAUAUUGUCCUGAGACAAGAUGGGACGGUCACGGAGCAGGAGUCGAUCAGCAAGUAGAGUAAGUAAGUCUACCUCAAAACAUCGCAGUAAGCACAAGAAGAGGAGAACCAGAUCAAGAUCGACUUCUCGUGACAAAAACCACAGACACAGUCGAGUUCGUUCACGAUCAAGAGACAGAGAAAGGAAACGCAGGCACCGUUCUCUGUCAUCUAGCAGUUCAAGUAGUGAUGAUGAUUUAAUAUUAAGAGCAAAACGCAGGGAAGAAGAAGAGAAGAAAUUAGAACUAGAACGGCAGCGACUUCAGAAACAAAAGGAACUUGAGGAGAAGUUGAUAGAGGAGGAAGUUGCUCGACGUGUUGAGGAACUGGUUGCGAAGCGAGUCGCUGAGGAACUUGAAAAACGUAAAGAUGAGAUUGAGGCUGAGGUCAAACGUCGUGUUGAAGAAGCGAAACAAAUCAUGGAGAAACAGAUGUUACAGGAGUUAGAACAACAAAGGGCAGCUGAAAUAGAGUCUCAAAAACGGAAGGAGGAGGAGGAGAGACAGAAACGGUUAGAGUUGGAGAGGAUAAUGUUAGAAAACAACAAAAAAAUCGAAGAAGCUCAGCGGAAAUUGGCUGAGGAACAAUUAAAACUAGUAGAAGAUCAGCGUAAAAUGCUGGAAGAAAAACAGCAACUUGAAGACAAAAGACGCCACGAAACAAAACGUGAGCAAGAAGUGAUUCUCAACAAGAAAAAUGCACGACCCAAAUUGUCUUUUAGUAUCGGAGGCAGAUGAUCAUUGCUGUGUGUUUAUAAAUGGGAAUUAAAUCUUACCAAUUCUGCAAGCGUACAAGAUAAGUGUCAAGAUAAGUGGUUUGCCAAAGUCGGUUUCAUUUAUUUUACACGAAAAGUCACGGUGCAUCCAGCUGUGACUGCUUAUCCAUAGGGCAGUAUUACUUGUGAUGAGUAUUCAUUAUACAUCAGUCAAAGGCUGUAUUUAUAUUAUGAUUCUUUAAAAAGCAAGUAGUGAAUGUCAGUUAGUAGUAUAUAAAUGUGAAAUGUUUCGCGGAAUGUGAAGGAAUUAAUAAUGGUUCAGUCAUUAAUUGGAUAUCAGCUGAGCUGUUAAAAAAUGAUACGAAAGAAUUGAAUGGAUACAGAUGUGUGCUAUGCGUUUUUGUAAAAAUGUGCCGAAUUUGGAAGAAAUGCAACAGACAUGACUGAAAAGUGAAUCUCUGUAGAAUGUUUGCACCUUGUACUUGUCAGGGACGCUUGAAUCAUAUUUCAAGUUCCUAUAACACCUUUGCUCAGGAUUUUUGGGUAAUUUUGUUAUGAAUAAGACUCUUCAGGGAAACAUCUAUUUUAUUGAAACUUAGAAAUAUCCUGUUGAUUCGUAUUUUUUUUCCAGUUAUCAGUUGAAUGAGGCAAAUUAGUUUUUAUUCUCGCAACAUGUCAAUCAAAAUGCUUAACAUAUAUUAGAAAUGGGUUAAAUUGUCUUCAAACUAAAUGCUGACAAUCUCGAUAAGUUGGUAGUUUUCACUAAAGUAACUAUGACUGAUUUUUGUAGAUUUUUCUGAAUAAUUGUAAUUCAAUGCAUUUAUUUUACAUGAUUUAAUUGAUAGAAAUUUAUAGUGAUUUCUAGACUUUAAGGCAUUAUCUAAGAAAAAAUAACAUGACAUUUUCAUAGUCACCUUGCCAGGUUACAGGUGAUUAUUUUCUUUCUGUGUAUGUGGGCUGUAAGUCUUCAUACAUUAUACAUACAUAUACAUAGAUUAAAGUUAAGCAACCUUUUGAUUUUUUGGCUGUGAAAUAGAAAAUUUUCAAUGCUCAAAAUCACAUGGAUGCAUAACUUUUUUCUAUGUGUACAUCUGUUUAUCUAAAUGAACUAGUCUAUUUUAGAGGUAAGUAGUUUAGUAUUUAAGUUUAUUACUUUUUCCCAUUGCCUGAAUGCCAGAAAUAAUUAUUAUGGCAAAUAAGCACUUUUUCUGAAAGAAAUUAUCCAAAUAUGCUAGCAUUCUGAGAUUUAUGAAAAAUAUUACCAUUGAAUUUGACACUUAAAUAUUUACCCAGUCUGAGUGACAAAGUAUAGAUACCCAUGUUAUUACUAAUAAUAUACAGUCCUGCACUAGAGGUUUUAAAUAUCUUAUAACAAUGUUAUAUAUCAUGUAUUAUUUCAUCUACAAGAGUUUAUGUAUUAUUUUCAUUGUGCUACAUUUUUGUAAGGAGUCUAGAAAUUUUAAUAUUUGCAUGUUUGUCAGAGUAUAUGAUUAUUAUAUUUGUGUAAAGACCAUUUCUUAGCACUCCAGAUAUACCAAAUUUGAAUCAAAAAUAUAUUGAGAAAAUACUGACUGGUACUUGUGUAGUUUCCACAAAAUAUUUUUUAAUCUAAGUCACUUCAGAGUUUUGUAUAGUAAACAUAUAUUAUAAGACUGGAAGUAAAUCUGUAUUCUUUGACAAUGAAGAGAAGAUAAAGUCCUUGAAAAGUUGUGCUUAUGCAACCCAACUUGUCUGAAUUUCUCUGCUUUUGACUGGUCAUUUCUAUUUGCUUUGAUCGAAACAAGUCAAAAAUAAAAAAAAAAUCCAUUACAUAAAAGCAGAGUGGUAACCGUUAAAAAUUUGCAUAUAUUUAUAUAUCAAUAUAAAAAUUGUUAAUGAAAUUUAUUGAUUAUCUUUUAGACCUCAUAUCUGGAGUGCUAGUUUUAUGAUUUUAUGUAAUACAUGUUCUUUCAGGAGUGGUAAGUAUGAAAUGUAAGAAAAAAUGGAUGUAAGAAGUCAGUAUGUGUUCAUAAUGAUAGAAAUUCUAUGUAUAUUAGAGUUUCAUUGAUGUUGAUAAUUUUGUUAAAUAUUAUGCAUCCGGAGGGCACAUUUAUUUUAGUCUGUGACAAAACUUUUUAACCCUGACCAUUACAAGGAAGUCCCAUCAACUUAAGCCUCCAAAUUCCUUAAGUGCAUGCACCUUGAUAAGCACUAUUGGCCACACCCACUUGGAGGACACAGGGUCAAGGCCACCCCUGGGGGCAAGCCAUUCAUUCAAACCUAGCAUUUGUUGUUAACAUUUUCUGGGUUUUAUUAUGUUCUGAAUGAACUCAAAAUUAAGCGUAUGAUUGAAAUCUUCAAAAUUCAUCAAUUAUUGCUUAAUAUUAUUUUUAAUGUGGAAUAAGUCUCAAAUUGAGACAGAUUUUUCAUUAUUUGCUCAAUUUUAUGAGCACGGUUAUUCAUUUUCUGCUGUUUUUUAACAGACUAGGUUUUAAAUUAUAGUUUAGAAAACAGUUAAUUUCUAAGAUUAGAGUUGGGUUAAUCAACUUGCAUCUUAUUGAAAAGAAAAUAUUGCAAACUCUUUAAGGCUUUUACAGGGCUUCCACUAAGUUUAAAUUUGGAAAUCAGAGACUCCAAAACGUCUGACAUUAGAAGUCACAUCUUAUAUGUAAAGAAAGAAAAGCAUAAUAGUUUGGAAGUCACAAACCAGAUCAAAAAGUAAAAGACUCUCAAACUUCCAUUAACGGAAGCCCUGCUUUUAGAAGUAUAAAAUCUUGAUUGUUUUGGUUAGUUAUAACUUAUUGAUUGAAUUUUUUAUUUGCACAAAACAGCAUAGUAUCUUAGUUACAAGUCCCCCCCCCCCCUUGAGUUUCCUGUUUUUCCAUACUUUUAUUUGACAGGAACUUUAUUUACAUUAACCAUUUAACAUGAUUGACAAGACUAAAUAUUUUUGUUAUUGUUACUAUAAAAAUACCAGGAAAUGAAAUAAAAAAUAUUUAAAUUGCA